Fusarium keratoplasticum is the source of this 2658-nucleotide messenger RNA. RefSeq names its product Phosphoinositide phospholipase C. Gene Ontology annotation, molecular function: oxidoreductase activity; phosphatidylinositol-4,5-bisphosphate phospholipase C activity. Gene Ontology annotation, biological process: phosphatidylinositol-mediated signaling; lipid metabolic process. The coding region runs from base 1 to 2658 and encodes 885 amino acids. The record is from RefSeq and is a predicted model, not a curated record. The transcript has 3 exons. Lineage: Eukaryota; Fungi; Ascomycota; Sordariomycetes; Hypocreales; Nectriaceae.
AUGGACGCCAUAACCAACGACAUCGCCGCUCGCAUCGGCGACUUGAACCCCUUCAAGAACCGUCGCCUCAACGAUGAAGACUGGGGUGAGGAGAUUGACAACGACACCGUCGCGGGUGGUGGCCACAGCGUGCGUCGCAUCACCACUGACCUCAGAGUCAGCCAUGCCCUGAGGUCAUUCAUCGCCGAGCAAAAGAUCUUAUCCAAGAGAGAUUCCGGCCUCGACUCGGACGAGCCCACCAGGCCCCUCCUCGAAUUCGUCAGCAAGCCGCACAUCCGGGUGCCUCCAGAGCUCACCGACAGGUCUUACCCUCUGCCCGAGUACUUUAUCAGCUCCAGCCACAAUACCUAUCUGAUGGCCCAUCAGCUCUAUGGCACCUCUUGCGCGACCGCCUAUGAGAGCGCUCUGCGGACUGGCGCGCGAUGUGUCGAGAUUGAUGUGUGGGAUAACAGCGACGACAGAGACGAGCCCAAGGUCACCCACGGUUACACUUUGGUAUCCAACAUUCCAUUCCGCUUGGUGUGCGAGACUAUUCGUGAUUCUGUCGACAAAGAGGCCGCCGAGGCGCAAAACACACCUGGUUACCAUGCCGCGCCCGUGUUGCUGUCUCUGGAAAAUCACUGUGACGCUUACGGCCAGAUGCGCCUGGUCAACAUCAUGCAGGACGUGUGGGGGGAUCGUCUCUUGAGCCAGGCUGUGAGGUAUCUUGGCCACGAAGAACAGGCUGGCUCGGGUGACCAUGUCAGACUGGGCGAUCUGGGCGCCAAGAUUGCCGUCAUUGUCGAGUACCACUUCCAAGGUGAGCCCUCGUCUAGCGACUCCAGCUCGAGCGACUCUGAAGAUGAGGAGGAGGAAAAGGCCGCCCGGGAGGAGUACAAGAAGAAGAAGGAGACCGAGGAGCCUUCCAUCAUUAUCCCCGAACUCGCCGGGCUUGGAGUCUACGCCCAGUCCGUCAAGCCCAUCGACAACUCAUGGUACGAGACUGGAACGCUCGCCAACGGGCCUCACCACCACCUGAUCAACGUCUCCGAGUCAGGUUUGGCCGCUCACCUCCCGGAUAAGAGCGCCGAAAUUUCGCGACACAAUGCCCAUCACCUCAUGCGCGUCUUCCCCAAGGGCACGCGCAUCUCGUCAACCAACCUCAAGCCUGUGCCUUAUUGGGGCAUCGGCGCCCAGAUCUGCGCUCUCAACCUGCAGAACUUUGGUACCAGCAACCAGCUCAACGAGGCUCUCUUUAGUGGCACUGAUGGUUACGUGCUGAAGCCCGCGGCCCUUCGUGCCGGUGGAAGCGGCAAGCUCAACACGGGACGGACUCGACGACUCAAACUUCAUGUCGCGGGCGCCACUGACAUUCCCCUGCACGGCGACUCGGAGGCGGACGGCAUCAAGCCGUACCUGACGUGCUCACUCUACCACCCAGACGACCUCAAGAACAACCCACCCAAGCGCAAGACAUCCCCGUACAAGCAGCACCGGUUUGGAUUCCUCCACCGCGGAGAGAACCCGCCGCCGACGGACCCUGUCUGGGACGAGACCCUGGAGUGGGAGUACGAGGACAACGAGCUCGUCUUUUUGCGGAUGCUCAUCAAGAGCGACGACAGCUGGACCAAGAACCCCAUGUUUGCCGUCGCCGCCGUGCGCCUGCUCUACGUCGUGCCUGGGUGGAGCUUCAUCCGGAUGCUGGACCUCAAGGGCCACGAGACAAAGUGUGUUGACGCUAUAACAUUUGGCCCAGCCACGUCAACCCACAACGCAGCCCCUCAACUUCCAUUAACGGCCACCUUAUCAUUCUUGUCAACACUCGAAGCAAUGGCAAAAUCCAUCUUCAUCACAGGUUGCUCCGCCGGCGGCAUCGGCUCCGCCCUCGCCCGCGAGUUCCACUCCCACGGCCAUCACGUCAUGGCCUCAGGCCGCACCGCCUCCGAGAUCGACCCGGCCCUAUCCCCGCUCGGCAUCACCACCCUCGUCCUCGAUGUCACGUCGUCCGAGUCCAUCGACUCGGCCGCUCGACGGAUCAAGUCUGAGACGGGUGGUGCGCUCGAUGUUCUCGUCAACAACGCUGGUGUCAUUCAUGUUAUGCCUUUUGCUGAUGAACCGGUUGCAGAGGUUAGACGGCUGUUUGAUGUUAAUGUCUUUGCUAUAUGGGCUGUCACACAAGCUUUUCUUCCACUGCUUCUUGAGGCUAAAGGUUUGGUGGUUAACAUCGGGAGCAUCAACGCUGGACUAUGUCCCCCUCUUUUUGGGGCAUACAACGCCAGCAAGGCAGCCCUCGAAGCGCUCAGUCGCACCAUGAGGAGAGAGCUAGCACCUCUAGGCGUACGCGUCGUUACAGUCAAAACAGGCAGUAUCCGAAGUGCCCUAUUCGACCACGCAGAGGGCAUCACAAUUCCAGACAAGAGCAUCUACGCGCCGCUGAGAGAAUGGGUUGCUCGACGGGGAUAUCUUAGGGGAGCGAGGUUUGUCGAGUUGGAUGACUAUGCGAGGGAUGUGGUGGGUGAUUUACUACGAGAGGAUGUUACGCCUGUUAUCUGGAGAGGUGGGUUGGCGUUGUUGGGAUGGGUCAUGAGUUGGUUUGGAUGGGAGACCAUGAUGGAUUGGCAGUUUAUCAAGGGAUAUGGACUUGAUAAAUUGCAGUACACAAAGGAGAAGUCAUCUUGA